AUGACCUCAGCAACAGCGACAGCGUGUGGUAAACGUAAAAAUCCAUUUUCUGAUAACAAAUCAAAAGUGGCAAAACAAAUUAAUCUUGGGGAUUCAGUUCAUGCAGAGCAGAAUCGUCAUUCUGCGUCGUUAUUAACAAAUCAAGUUCGAAUAUUUGCGAUGCGUCGUCCGAAACCCGAAUGUCUGAAAAGUGAAAACUGGCUUGUCUACAAUGUUACAUCGACAACAGCUGAAAAAUGGUGUUUAGAAUUUAGCCCAUUUCUGUUGGGCCCUAUUGAAUUGUAUCCAAACAGCAAAGAUGGGACUAUGUAUGUAGCUAAGAACAUGGAGAAUGCCUGGCAGUAUUGCAAAGUCUAUAAAAACUUUAUCGACACCAAAGAUAAUUCACCAGCGGCAGCAUACUGGAAAUGGGCUGAAAAUGGAUGGAACGAUUCGAAGGCCCAUCGCUUUCCACUUGGGCGAC
Didymodactylos carnosus is the source of this 463-nucleotide messenger RNA. The record is from the annotation of a GenBank genome assembly. NCBI's taxonomy places the organism in Eukaryota, Metazoa, Rotifera, Eurotatoria, Philodinida, Philodinidae.